CAUUGACAAGUAUCAGUCGCAUUCAGUGAGAAUGAUUUAUUACCUACUUCUUACAGUUCUAGUGAUUUCAACUGUCGACAGUACACGUAUAAAGGCGAUUUAUCCAACCAUAGCCAACCUGCUCCACGAUUCAUCCUUUCAAGUUGGUGACAAUCAUUCUGGUCUCCAGUAUCAUCCAGUUGUGGAUAAACGAUCGAGGCAUGCGUGGAUAUGUGCACUUUCUCCGAUUGUAUGUAUAGUACUGCUUGUUACAUCACCGUGAUUUAUUUAUCUUGUCGGUUGUAACCAUCCGACAUAAAACAAAACAUUCAAUAUCUAAUAAAAUAUUCAAAUUCAA
This is a messenger RNA of Trichobilharzia szidati, 337 nucleotides long. NCBI's taxonomy places the organism in Eukaryota, Metazoa, Platyhelminthes, Trematoda, Strigeidida, Schistosomatidae. The record is from the annotation of a GenBank genome assembly.